AUGGACCAACACCACCCAUUCCGAGCUGCGAUGUCUCUUGCGAAUGUUGUGUGUUCUGGAGCUGAGGGUGUGGCGGAUCGCCGCCUGGCGGAGCUAGCUUCGUCGGCGGCCCCAUCCGGCCCCCCACCUACGACAACCCGGCCAAUUGACCCGGACCCUGAGAUGGCUCAUUCUUUGGAUUCUCCGCCUGGACGUACAGUCUCCUCCGCGAGCGGCUUACCGCCGACGCCGUCCUUUUCUGCAGAUUCUUCAGGGCGAUGUGGGAUCGAUUCAGAAAUCGAUACCGCCGCCCUUAGGCGGUUAGAUAGGGCACAUGGCGCGUCAGGGCCCCCUUCACGUGGGACCAGCCCGCGCGCGCCGAGGCAAAGUCAGGAUUUCCUUCGUCCCUCGUCCGCCCUCGACAUGCCGGACAUUUCUGAUGCGGUCAAUGUCCCUGAGGAGUCGGACUGCGAUUCCCUUGGCUGCUUCAUGGAUGACAGUGACAUCGCGGAGGGCCUGGAGGAACACCUCACCGCUCUCCGUGACGCUGCAGAGGAAGAGGGCCAACAGGUCGACCCUGUCCGGCGUCAGACCGCCCUCUACCCCAACAUGACUGCCGCGGCCGCCGACAGCGAUACCGGGGGCGGGAUGGAGUUCGACGACGACCAUCGGCGCCCGGUCGCUGAGCGCCGGAAGCGGCAGUUAGCCUCCUCAUCGGACUCUGAGGCCCCUCCGCCCGCUGACCGCGGGCACACCAAGAAGAAGAAGGCCGUUAUUGACGCGGAGGGCUUCCAGGUGCCGCGCAAAACGGCACCUCGUCGCCAGAUCACCACGUCCUUGUCGGACGUGCCCGUCAGCAACGCGUUCGCGGCUAUUGAUGGUGCCGCGGACGCCCCACCCCCUCCACCCCAGAAAAUGGGGAAAAUUGGACCACAGCCAAAACUGGCAAGAAACAAAACACCAGACGGGGAAAAGACCCAAGCAAACAACACAACACCACAACUCCUCUCCCCGGCUGAGCAGCGGGGACGAGAAAAGGAGACUGCAUUUUUAGCGAAAGAAAUGGCUAAAAAGAAACUCGCCAAACCGGCAAGCGCCAAAUACUACACAGCCCGACAGAGCCGCCAAAAUCGCGCUCUGUCUGCACCACAAAAGCACACAAAGGGCACCCGCGUCGGCAUCACGAAACCAGCGCAAAAAAGCCCAACCAACCGCGUCGCGUCGACUUCCGCAUCUGCGAGCAGACCGACGACGACAAACACUUCAGUAAACUCCACCCCACAACAACAGCAAGGGGCAGGGAAAAGGAAGUCUCAGAUCCCCACAAGAAUACACAAUUUCGAGAGUCCCAACCGUUUUGACGCCUUGGGGGACUCGGAUGAGGAAGGCGAGACAACCGCCACCCCAGACGUCAACCCGCCGCCGCCGCCGCCACCACAACAAACUCCACCAAGGGAUACACCAACAGCUCCAACCGCUACGUCACACGACGACAACUCGACUCCCGCCGUCGAGGGUCAGCAACAGUCCACCGACAGCGGAGAGGACGAGACAAAUCCCAGAAAUGUGCCACCAAUAGUGGUGUACCAACUAGAGGGGCACACCAAACUAAACAAAGCUAUAAAAAGCAAGAUAGCAGCCCCCGUAAAGGCCAUUUUCCGGGUGACUCAGUCAAGUACAAUUUCGAGUCCCUAA
Messenger RNA from Schistocerca americana (American grasshopper), 1674 nucleotides. RefSeq names its product PHD finger protein rhinoceros-like. NCBI's taxonomy places the organism in Eukaryota, Metazoa, Arthropoda, Insecta, Orthoptera, Acrididae. The transcript is spliced from 2 exons. Bases 1 to 1674 code for a protein of 557 amino acids. The record is from RefSeq and is a predicted model, not a curated record.